Molecule: messenger RNA, 546 nt
Organism: Heterostelium album PN500
Lineage: Eukaryota; Evosea; Eumycetozoa; Acytosteliales; Acytosteliaceae
Exons: 1
Coding region: 1-546 (181 amino acids)
Biological process (GO): regulation of cyclin-dependent protein serine/threonine kinase activity
Cellular component (GO): nucleus; cyclin-dependent protein kinase holoenzyme complex
Molecular function (GO): cyclin-dependent protein serine/threonine kinase regulator activity; protein kinase binding
Source: RefSeq, a predicted model, not a curated record
AUGACUUCAAUUUCUCUUAAAUCAUUAACAUUAAACCAACAACUCUUUAAAAAGAUUUACUUUAAUAUCAAAGGAAAACAAAAAUCUUCAGCUGAAUAUAAAUUACUUGGACAUAAUAUAUACCAAUGGCUGUUGUAUUACGAUCCAAAUUACACAAAGAAUAUUCUCUUAAGCAAAUUAAUGGAAGAUAUUGAAGAUAUUUUAGAUACGAUUCUGGGUAUUUUAGAGUUUAUGAAAGCUCCAUCCUCACUAUUAAGUCAUAUAAUCUGUAAUGCCAACAAAUUCCUUCGUCGAACUGGAAUCAUGCACAGUCAAUUAUUCAACUUAUUGCUAACUAGCACCAUCGUAACCAUAAAGUUCUGGUCAGAGAGCAUUCCAAUGAGAAAUAGUAUGUUUGCUGACAUUUUCCGAUUCGAAGUUAAAGAUAUUAAUGUAAUGGAACGCCGCUUCCUCAUUGGAAUCGAUUACAAACUCGCCAUUACAGAGAAACAAAUAGAAAUUUUCUUCCGAUUAAUGUCAACAUCUGAAAAAAAACAAUCAAAAUAA